AUGAAUCCGGAUGAAGAUCCCAAUACCAGCAUUAGUGUGCAGGCGGAUGCUUUUAACGAUUCCGUCACCGAUCGGAUCGGUGUGCUGGAGACGGACCACCCGCUGCUGGAACGGUUCCAGGCGGCACUGAAGGCACACCUUCUACGGGUAAAGGGCCAGCUCGAGGAGGAGGUGGCCGAACUGAACCAUCGGUUGGAGGUGAACGAAAAGGAAUCGGAAGAGGUCGGCGCCCAGCUGUACGAUCUGCAGGAGGAAAUCGACAACCAGAAGGAGCUGCUCGAAAUCUAUGGCAAGGAAAUUCUGGAACUGGCCGCCCAGCGGCAGCAGGAGGAAAGUCAGGCCACCCGGUACCGGCAGGAGUACGAGGAACAGCGGGCGUCUCUGAAGGAGUUCCGGAAGAUCCACAAAGAGCACUUGAUGGAGCUGGAAAACCUGACCGUGCUGGAGUGUGAGUUUGCCAAGUGGGCCCAGGAGAUCAAGGACGAAAUUGCGGUGGCCAAGCGGGUCGCCAGUAAGGACGCGAAGGAUCGGCACGUGGCGGCCGAAGAGAAGCGGCAGGUCGAUCUGCUCGUGUUAAAUCUGGGCGCGGAGGUGAAGCGCAAGGAGCACGAACUGAAGGCGAUCGAGGAUCAGAUUCAAGAGCAGGACGGUGAUCGCGAGACGAUCGGACGCAGCCUGGCGGACGCCAACUCCGAUCUGGAGGGGCUGCAGCACGAGCACAAGCGCCUGUUUCAGGCGUGGGGUGAGGUGAUCGUGGCCAUCCAGCAGCGCGAUCGCGUGCUGGCCAAGACAAAGGAUGAGCUGGAGGCGGUGUACGAGGAGCACAAAGUGAUCAGAAGCAAAACGGAGAUCACGAAGAAGUCGGCCGCGCGGGAAAUGGAGCGGAACGAGAAGCUGGCGGGCUUCAAGAACCGCAUCCAGGGGGACAUCUACUCGCUGGAGAGGCAGGUGCACAAGGAGCAGGAGGACGAGGAUAAGCUGCGACGCGAUCUGGACCACUACGCGUCGAUUCUGGAGCAAACCGAGGCGGACAUUCUGAAGGCCCAACAGGAGGGGCUGCUUAUCGAGAACCAUCUGAAGUCACUGCGCCAAACGCUGGAGAAGCAGAACCGCAAAAAGUUCGAGCUCGAGGAGCAGAUCCUGGAGCUGCUGCAAGAUCAGCUGACCACCGAUAAGGCGGGCGAGUCGCAGGGCAAGCUGCUGCUUGAGACGCGCCAGAAGCGGCUCGGCCUAGAGAUAAGCAUGUCGGGCACGGAGAACCAGCUUUCGGUGGUGCUGCUGGACCUGGAAAAAUGGCGCACGAUCGUCGAGGGCUCCAAAGAUGCGCUCCAGCGGGCUAAGCACGAGCACGACAAAAAGAACGCGAAGGCCAACAAGUACAACGAGGACAUAAAGCUGUUGAAGGAAUCGAUCGCGGUGAAGCUGCGCGAAAUGGACUCACUGAACCGCGAACUGGAGCAGCUGAUCAGCAAAGCGGGCGGGCAGGAGAUGAAUCCGGACGAGCUGAAACUGCUGGACGUACGUCAGGACAUCGUGGAGAUCGAAGCGAAGCUAAAGGACACGCAACACUCGUGGCUGAAGCUCCAGUCGAGCGUCGCGACACUGUCCGAAAAACGGUCCCAACAGUUGAACGAGAUAAACUACUCCCGAAAAAAACUGCUGCUCGCGGAACAGAAGGCGAUCAAGAUCGAGGCCCAGCUCGAGGAGGUGAUGAGCGAGAACCGCGAAAUAGUGCGUUCGCUAUCGACCCUCAACACCCGGCUCGAUGCCGCCAGUCUGGAGCUGUUCCGGACCCGCCGGGUGCACGAGAAGGAAGAGCAAGAGUGCGAAGUGGCCCACCACCAGGCGACGGAGCGCUUGCGGGAAGCCGAAAUGGCCGUGCUGACCUUGGAGCAGGAGCUCCGGGAGCUGGGCAAAGAGAUCGAAGACUGCAAGCAGGAGGUGCUGGAGAAGCACCGCGAGGCACUGUCGUGGGAAACGAAGUGCAAAAUGUCUGCGGAAGCGAAAAAGUUCAAGGACGAGGAGACGACCCAGAACAGCGAGAUCGGCAUCAUGAAGGCCGAGAUCCAUCGCAUGCAGGUGCGCUACGGGCAGCUGAAGCGGGCCCAGGAGCGGCUGGUCCACGAGCUGGACAACACGGUCCAGCACCGGGAGAACAUCUACGAGUCGGUGACGGCGCGCGAGAAAGUGUUUGGCGGAAAGUUCAAGACGCGCUCCACGAUGCAACACAAGAUCAACGAAUUGAAGAACAAACUGAAGGUCGUCUUUACGGAAAUAUCUCAAGCCGAAAAAAGUUUGAUUGAGAUCGACACCGCCCAGAAGUUGCUGCAGGCGGAGAUCGAAAACAAGAAGCAUCAGAUCGAGGACGAGAAGCUACAGACCAAUCUGAUCCGGGCCGAAACCGAGCAGGCAUCGCUGCUGAAGCAGGACAACCUGGACUACAUCGUGCGCCACCAGUACCGGGCGCGGCGCUUCCGUGGCCUGGCCAACGCCCAGCAGUUGCCCAAGUUUCGCAACGAAAUCCUCAUCCAGGCCGAUCUGCAGCGGCAGCGCGAGGUCAACGAGAACAUUGUGGCGGUCGUCGAAACGCUCGCCCAGGACUUUCCCUCGCAGACGUACAAUUUGAGCAAAAUUUUGCAAACCCUCAAGUAG
Anopheles cruzii is the source of this 2652-nucleotide messenger RNA. RefSeq names its product coiled-coil domain-containing protein 40 (gene l(2)41Ab). The record is from RefSeq and is a predicted model, not a curated record. Gene Ontology annotation, biological process: axoneme assembly. The transcript is spliced from 4 exons. Bases 1 to 2652 code for a protein of 883 amino acids. Gene Ontology annotation, cellular component: cytoplasm. Lineage: Eukaryota; Metazoa; Arthropoda; Insecta; Diptera; Culicidae.